AUGAGAGGUCGUUUUAAACGACUUAGUGAAAAUGCACAAAAGUGGGUUGGUGUAUAUCGGGAAGCAUGGCGUCGAAGAAGAAGUGGAAUGAGUCAAAAAUAUAUUGAAAACGAAGCUCAUAACCUUUAUGAGGCAAGUGGGAACAAGUUCAACGACAUUAUUGUUUUUAAUGAAGUUAUGUGUAAACACGAAAAGUGGGCUUUAGAGUUAGAUCGUGACACAACACGUUCCCGUCCUGAAUGUGAAGUGGGUAAUGAUGAAAGUGGUGGUAGCUCGAAAAGAUCAAGGGCUACUGAAGAAGGGGGGGUAUUGUGUCCAUUCCAACCAAGAAAUGCCAACUAG
This is a messenger RNA of Lactuca saligna, 342 nucleotides long. The record is from the annotation of a GenBank genome assembly. NCBI's taxonomy places the organism in Eukaryota, Viridiplantae, Streptophyta, Magnoliopsida, Asterales, Asteraceae.